AGUGAAUAUUGAAGUGAAUAAUUUUUAAAGUAAACGUAUUUAAGGAACGAGUAUCUAAGGUAAAAGACGGGUGCGAGCGGUUCGUCUUGGACUCCGCUUUUUUUUUAUUUAGGUGCUAGAACAUGUGGUUUUGAUUGUUGAAUUCGUCCAGUUAUCAAUAGACUGUACGUUGUUAUAGUUAUGCCGCCAUUUCUGCAUUCGAGUGACAGUAUUUGGAUUUGCCGCAAUAUGCGGUGUGCACAAAAAUGAUAUGAGAGUUCAAGUGCGAUAACCAUGAAAUGUAGAGUGGCGUGGAUUGGAAAAAGUCGAUGUCUCGUACAAUGUACAUCUAAAAGAAAAAAAUGCCCUACAUAUGAAUAUAACGGUUAACAUCUGAUUCGGACGGGUUGUUUUGAAGCAUGAAUCCGAAAAAUAUUUUCAUUGAACCCUAAUCUUUAGUUAGCAACGACCCGAAAACUAUCUCAUUUUGAUCGUAGUUUCUGCUCUGCCAGAUCGCUCACGAAGACACGAUUUGAGUGUAUAAGAAAUAUUUUCAAUGCACCACCACUACGUCAACACGAGAUGGAGCCUAAAAUUCCAGAUUUUCUUCCCUAUCUACGACUAUGUGGCCCCGUUUCACGAUCCGUGUUACUUCGAGAAGUUCGGACAAAUUCAAUGAUUAAAAUUUCAACUAAAUUUCGAAAAGAACUGACGGAGAAAGCCAUCGUCGACUUGCGUCUUCUUAUCAAUUUCAACAAUUCGCAGUAUCGAUCCAAUGAUGUACAACCAGUCCCCGGGGAGAUUGUCGCGCGAAGAAGGUUUAAUUCAGUGGUUUUGGAAGCACGUCUCAAGCCAACAUGGGUGAAAUAUAAAGAUUGCUUUUUCAACGAAGUUCCACUUGACAUAACAGCCAUGGUGUUAGAAAACGCGCCCGAAAAAGGGCCCCUCAUGUGCGAGAUAGAAAUAGAACUAGAAUUUCUCAAGGAUUCACGAGCGUCGGGUGUUGCGGAGCUCUUUAUAUCUCGUCAUGUCGAGGCGCCUACUCUGCGCAGAUCAAUUCUUGCCACACAACCGUUUGGUAAAGACGUUGUUAAAAAGAUGCAAUCGAGUCUUGUCGGAUCCGGAAUAGACUCAUGGAUUGUCUCGUUAAAAUGCCCACUGCUAGCUGUUCGCAUAAAUACGCCAGUGCGUUUUGAAAUGUGUCAGCAUUUGGAGUGCUUUGAUCUGGAUGCUUUUAUCGCUAUGGAAAUGAGACGCCCAAAGGGCCGAUGCCCUGUGUGUAACCGGCUUGUGGAACUUCGUACUUUGACACAAUGCAACUUCACAAAAAACAUGCUCGAAGAGAAUCCUAAUUGCGAAAGUUAUCGAAUUUCGACAAACAGUAUCCGGCCAAUUUCGAAUGAGGAAAAGAAUAAAGCGAUUAAAUCGCGAAAACGAAAACAAGAGGUUUUCGAAAAAACAGCCUUCGAACCGGAGAAACGAAAACGGGCUUCCUUUCGAGACAUGGUCGUGAAGCUCCUCAAUAACGAUAAAUCGAGAAAAAUAAACAUUGCAAAUGUUGACGAUAAUCAAAACAGAGCAAUGCUUCAAAAUCAAGAAUCGAUGGAGAACGACGAUUGCGUUGUAAUUUUAGAUGACUGAACGCGUUAAGUUUUGCAUAGCUACGAGUGAGGCGCGACGGCCGUCAGUGCAGAGGUAACGAAAGGCUCCUCAUUCUUUGUUCAGCGCUCAUAGACUAACGUGAUUUAGUCUUGCUCAUUUGAUGACAGCGACAUUUAUAAUAACGUGUACAUAAUGUAAUGUGACGGAGGUAUACAAAAUGACAGGAUCGGCUUCGAAUUUUAUUACUAUCGUCCCCAGAUCGACAGAUACCGGUUCAGCAGCCUGAUAUUGAUGCUCUUGUAUAUUAAUUGAGCGAAGAAUUUCCCUGAUAAAAGCAGUAGAUAGUUUCAAAGGCUACGAAACAACAUCCCACAUGCAUCGGUAUUUCGUUAUAGUAUAAUAUUAUAUCUAAGAUUAAAUGCCGCAAAAGGAUUGAAAUACUGAUCCAUAGGUAUCAUUUUACUGAAACGACCAAUUGUUUGUUUAAAUGGUUUAAAAAGGUGACAAACAGAAUGUUAUAUAAACGUGAAGGAACAAAUAAGAAAUACUGAAAAAGUGAAGAAAAUAUAUGUUUGGUUCCUAGAGCCUUCACAUGAUAUUAUUACGCGUGUGUUAUGCGUUAGCAUCAAUAAGUAUGUUCAUGUGAAAUUGAAGAUUGAAUUACGAAGCUUUAGUGGCAUGCAGGAAGCCUAGAAGCACAGCUGUUUCGAAGUUGUAAAUAGACAUCGGAAGAGAAAUAAAGAGCAAAGCGUGCUUUUGUA
Messenger RNA from Varroa destructor (honeybee mite), 2342 nucleotides. RefSeq lists its product as uncharacterized. Gene Ontology annotation, cellular component: chromatin. Gene Ontology annotation, molecular function: SUMO ligase activity; zinc ion binding. The record is from RefSeq and is a predicted model, not a curated record. Gene Ontology annotation, biological process: protein sumoylation. NCBI's taxonomy places the organism in Eukaryota, Metazoa, Arthropoda, Arachnida, Mesostigmata, Varroidae.